AUGUCCCAAAUCCACUCCAAAUUCUGCUCUCCCCGCGCCACCGCCCCCACCAUCCCCUACGACAUCUCAUCCCUCGACCCUCUCCCCAUCGAGAUCCAGAACGUCGUCUACGACAAGCUGCUCGCCGACCCCAACCUUACUUUCACCCUCGCCAGCCUUUCAAAGUCCCACUACACCACUCUCAUCCCUCGCCUCUACGAGCGCGUCGAGGUGACCGAGCAGGCGGUUGAGAGGGGUUUGUUCGAGGAUCUGCUGACUGGGGCCGAUCGCUUGGAGGCUCGUGGAGAAGGGUGCUUGCCGAGCAAGAGGGAUUUGCUUGAGAACUGCAAGUCGCUGGUGGUCGCUUCCUUACCCGCUUUCGACGCGAUUACCGACGCUAUUCAGGCGUGGAAAGCACUUCUCGCAGAGCGACGCGAGACGGGUACUGUGCCCGACGAGCUUGACGGCAUCUUCAACGGCGUCACUCACUUGGCUUGGGGCCCGACCUCAUCGACGCCAUGUGCCGAGACGAAACCGAAAUGGACGAGAACGGGGUCAAUCUUGGAGACAGGCAUCACCGACGUUGCUUGUCGUUCAAGAACGUUCACAACGUCUGUCUGCGUCUCUCCUAUCCUCUCCCCAAGGCGACAUGUGACGAACUGA
This is a messenger RNA of Cryptococcus wingfieldii CBS 7118, 642 nucleotides long. RefSeq lists its product as hypothetical. The record is from RefSeq and is a predicted model, not a curated record. Bases 1 to 642 code for a protein of 213 amino acids. The transcript has a single exon. Lineage: Eukaryota; Fungi; Basidiomycota; Tremellomycetes; Tremellales; Cryptococcaceae.